AUGCUUCCUGUUCCGGGAUACGAGCAGUUCUGCGACGACCUGAGCACACUCCUGUCGACAUAUCCGCCCUCAUUCAUCUACGUCCAGGACAUAGAAUCCAUCAGGACAACCUUCAACGUUAUCGACACGGUUCUGCGAGACGUAUCCCAAGCCACACCUCCGCAAAACACCUUCAAAGUCCACUACGUUCGUGUAGACGCCAUCUCCUGCUUCACGGCGCGUCUUUUCUUCGAGACCGUCAUCAACACGCUGGUAGGCUGGGAGCCCAAGUGGGAGGAUGGAUGCACGAACUGGAGUCCGGAGAACGAGCUGAGAUGGAACGAGAAUCUGGACACCUUUCUCCAUGGUCUGCGUGCUGCCCACCAACAUCUGUGCCAGCAGCAUGGAAUCGGGGCAACGGACAAAGGGAAGGGAAAGCAGAGAGAGGGAUCCUACGACGAUGUGCGAUUCGUGGUCGUGGUCGAAAGGGCAGAGAGGCUGAAGGAAAAUCUUCCAGACAUGAUCGUGCCACUGACGCGUCUUACUGAGAUGGCAAGGGUUGAUCUGACCGUUAUUUUUGUGUCGCAGGUCGGAUGGGAGCAUAUUCGGCCACCAUUAGGCGCGUCGCCUGAUCCUUACUUCAUGGAUAUUCAAGGGAUAUCGAAAGAUAACGUCGCGAAGAGCCUCAUAUCCAACUUCUCCUCCCUUUCCGUAUCCGAAGACAUCCUCAACAACCCCUACCACCCCGCUCUCGCCUCUCUCUACACCCACUUCAUCACAACGCUCUGCGACAUCUGCUUUCCAUUCACACACGAUCCCCAAGAGCUGCAAUACAUCGCAGCAGCGCGUUGGCCGGGGUUCGUCAAACCCAUUAUCGACGCGUAUAAGCAACAACUCGACGAGCAGAUGGACGAGAACGGGCUGGAGUUCACACCACCCUCAGAGGAGGUCCGCAUGCGCCUCAUCCGGUACUUCAAUCCAACGUUCACCAGCGCACUCGAAGCCCUCCUACCUCGCCUGACCAACGCGACGGAUUGGGCCAAGGCGAACGAGCCUCCGCCCAACCUGCUUUCGCUACCUCGCACCUCCACCGCCAGCACGACCUCAACCUCUAAACCUGACUCCUCGAACAUCCGUGCCCUGCCCCGAAUGUCGAAAUUCAUCCUCGUCGCAUCUUUCCUUGCCUCGACGAAUCCACCAAAGUCUGAUAUACGGAUGUUCGGCCGUGGGCUGGACGAGAAGAAGCGGAGGCGACGCGCGACAGCGAAAACCUCAGGGAAGACGAAGUCCGGCGCGCCUUCCAAGAUCCCCCAACGGCUGCUGGGUCCAACAGCAUUUGCUCUGGACAGGAUGGUCGCGAUUUUGGGAGGGCUGUUGGAGGAGAAUGACGUUGAUACCAGGAUGGGAGGUCUUGCGAAGGAGUUCAAGAUUCCUGGAGAGUACACGGAUAUGGAGAUUGGGAGGGUCGGGGUGUAUUCGAAUGUUAUAGAAUUGACUUCGAUGGGCCUCCUCCAUCGAACAUCGCCUCCAGACCGAUUGGACGGGCCUCCAAUGUUCAAGUGUGCAGUGUCGUACGAGACAACUCUCCUGCUAGCAAAAGAACUGGAUGUAGCCCUCAACGACCUCCUCUGGGACCCAAUGUAG
Cyclocybe aegerita is the source of this 1623-nucleotide messenger RNA. NCBI's taxonomy places the organism in Eukaryota, Fungi, Basidiomycota, Agaricomycetes, Agaricales, Hemipholiotaceae. The record is from the annotation of a GenBank genome assembly.